GGCAAUAGAAUGCCUGGAGUCUGCAUUUAAUGUGCUGAAGGAUUCGUUUGAAGUUAAUUUGUUUAUGUGUCGCCGAUUGUUUGCUGAAGGUGUAAAGAACCCUCACUCAUUUUUUUGGUGGGUUGAUGCUUCAUUAGGAAAAGUCUUAGACUUGAUGGAUUAUCUAAAGAUGAGUAUAAGUGAUAGCAGACAAGACCUUAUUGAUUCUCUUCUAGCUAAUGAUGCUGCUUCAAAUCUUAAUGCUAAUAAUGCUAAUAAUGCUAAUGCAGCAAGUGCACCCGUACCUGCUGCACCACCUGCAGCAAAUGCAGCAGCAGCAAAUGCAGCAGCAGCAGCAGGAAAUGAAGAAACAACAACACCUGGCAGCAAUCAUUUAACUGCGAAACCUCGCACUGCGCUCGAACAAUGCAGUCUUAUGAUGAGAACAGCAAGCGGAUUACACUCGGCGUCGCGGGCGAAUUGA
Molecule: messenger RNA, 463 nt
Organism: Eimeria acervulina
Lineage: Eukaryota; Apicomplexa; Conoidasida; Eucoccidiorida; Eimeriidae
Exons: 2
Source: RefSeq, a predicted model, not a curated record